CCUUUCCAGACUUUUUUUUCUUUUCUUUCUAUUUUUCAGAAACUCUUCUCUUCCAGGGUUUAUAGUUGUUAGCAACUUCUUUCUAUUUUUCCAAAAAAAACUUGAAGAUUAUUUUAUUGUUUAUAGUUGAUUAUCGUUAAAACGCAAUUUCAAAUCGGGUGAUUAACGUUACCCUCUCACCUUCCACUCUCACACACCAUUAAACGCUCACCAUUUUCACAUUUUCUCGCUCAACCAAAUACACAAUGCAGAAACCUACCAGAAACUCACGCACCUGUACCACCGGAAUCCUCACGUGGCCGGAAAACUCUUCACCGACCGCUUUCACCGGCCACCGUCCUCACCAGCCUUCGCAUGACAUCGGUGAUGUUCUUCAUGGCAAACAACUCACCAAGAAUGAAGAACAUAAUUUAACCAAGUGGAAACCAAGCUCGGGGUAUUCUAGAGUGAACGAGGCGACUGGAAAUGGAAUAUUUUUGCCAAAUGCUGAGAAUACCACAUCUAAAGCCAAUGCUGCAAAGUCUAAAGACAGUGGUAUAUUUUCCGCAAAUGCCGAGGAUACCACAUCAGAAGCCAAUGGUGCAAACUCUAAAGACAAAACAAGCAUACGCGUAUAUCAGCAAGCAAUGGAUGGAAUUAGUAAGAUAUUACUCAACGCUGAAGAAAGCAUUUCUCCUGAGAAGCCAGCCUCUUUAACUGGGGCAGCAAAGCAGCGUGAACUUGGCGGAACAUCUCAAAAUGAACCGGGCACAAAUAGCAAGAAACUGAUGUCAAGUUCCAAGACCAAGGAGAUCGGAGUAAAUGAUAUAUUUGCUUCUCCUCGUGAAACUAUGCCCCGUUCAUUGGCUGCUGCAAAAUCUAAUGCUGCCGGUAUCCGAAGUAAUGUACCCAGUGAAGAAUCAGUUCAGAAGAACUCAAAGAAAAUGCAUGGCCAGAAGUAUGCAGACCUGACAGGCAAUAAUAUUUUCAAGGGAGAUGUUACUCCAGAAUCAGCGGAAAAACCUCUGAGCAUGGUGGCUAAACUUAGAGAAAUGAAAGGCAAUGACAUAUUUGCUGACGGAAAGGCAGUAAACAGAGACCGUUUACUAGGUGCCCGCAGACACGCAGGUGGAGGAAGCAACAUAUUUUCUGAUGGAAAAGCAGAAAACAGAGACCGCUUACUAGGUGCCCGCAGACACGCAGGUGGAGGAAGCGACAUAUUUUCUGAUGGAAAAGCAGAAAACAGGGAUCAUAUACUAGGUGCCCGCAAACCCACUGGUGGAGCAAGCAACAUAUUUUCUGAUGGAAAGGCAGAAAACAGAGACCGUUUACUAGGUGCCCGCAAACACGCAGGUGGAGGAAGCAACAUAUUUUCUGAUGGAAUAGCAGAAAACAGAGACCGAAUACUAGGUGCCCGCAAACCCCCUGGUGGAACAAGCAGCAUUGUCCUGGAUUAAACUUUAUUUUCUUGUUCCUCCAGUUCACUGUAUAGGUAUUACGAAUUCCUCUAAACUCCCAUGUUUUGAUUGGAAGGACCAAUUGUUGGAUAGUUGGCAUUUAUAGUAAUGCAGUGUAACUAGUUUGUGUUAUUAUAAUGGGUGCAAAUGGUUAUUUAUGUUUGAUAUACACAACCAUAAAAAUUUGUUAAGAUUUUAUUUAUUGUUGGCA
This is a messenger RNA of Vicia villosa (hairy vetch), 1647 nucleotides long. RefSeq lists its product as uncharacterized. The record is from RefSeq and is a predicted model, not a curated record. The transcript is spliced from 5 exons. NCBI's taxonomy places the organism in Eukaryota, Viridiplantae, Streptophyta, Magnoliopsida, Fabales, Fabaceae. Bases 246 to 1436 code for a protein of 396 amino acids.